This is a messenger RNA of Aureobasidium pullulans EXF-150, 1076 nucleotides long. RefSeq names its product adenine phosphoribosyltransferase. Gene Ontology annotation, biological process: adenine salvage; AMP salvage. Gene Ontology annotation, cellular component: cytoplasm. Lineage: Eukaryota; Fungi; Ascomycota; Dothideomycetes; Dothideales; Saccotheciaceae. The record is from RefSeq and is a predicted model, not a curated record. Gene Ontology annotation, molecular function: AMP binding; adenine phosphoribosyltransferase activity; adenine binding. Bases 68 to 925 code for a protein of 285 amino acids. The transcript has 2 exons.
CACCGCCGCGCGUAGAAGCAGAAGUCAUUGCCUUUUAACUGCACCCCUCCCCGUACCCUCGCCCAACAUGUCAGCAAAGCCCGUUUCUUUCGACUCACACCCGCCUCACGGCCACCCUGAGAACCAGGGCCCCAGCACUCAGAACGUCGACCGCGCAUCCACUGCCUCGCACCCUCCCUCGACCAAGCCCGACCCCACCACGACGGACUCCCACCCCAAGCUGAACCCUCAUGGCGCCAAAGGAAGCCAGCCCUCCUCCUCUUCCUCCGGUCCCGCCGAACUCUCCGAUCUUAAAGUAAGACUGAGAAAUGCUUUGCGACAAUACCCCGACUUCCCCAGCAAGGGCAUCCUUUUCGAGGAUAUCAUGCCCAUCUUCUCCUCGCCUCAGCUCCACUCCGACCUCAUCAAAGCUCUCGAGCUUGAGGUCCGCGCAAAGUUCGACAAGGUCCCCGACGUCAUUGUCGGUCUUGAGUCUCGUGGUUUCCUGUUCGGUCCCUCGCUCGCUCUGCGUCUGAACGCUGGCUUCGUUCCUGUCAGAAAGCAGGGCAAGCUUCCCGGCAAGCUCGAGACUGAGGGCUACGAGAAGGAGUACGGUACCGAUUUCUUCCAGAUCCAGAGCGACGCCAUCAAGAAGGGCCAGACCGUUCUUGUCGUCGACGACAUCAUGGCCACUGGUGGCUCUGCAAUCGCUGGUGGAAACCUCGUCAAGAAGAUCGGUGGUGACAUCAUCGGCUACCUCUUCUUGAUGGAGCUCGAGUUCUUGCACGGAAGAGACAAGCUUGACGCACCCGUCGUCACUCUGCUCAGCGGCCAGGAUGCCGAGAGUCGCGAGAAGGAGUUGCCUCUUGGCCAGACCAAGGAGUCUGCUGAGGAUGUCAAGAGCGUACAAGACGCCGGUGGUGCUGCCGCUAGCAAGCAGCCCUAGAAAGAUUUGGACACGUCCAUCAACAUAUCUGUCAUUUGAUUCUGGAAGUGUAGGUAGGUAGAUUGCCUCAGCCUGGUCAGUCGCGCAUGGAGAGUUUCUCGAUACCCAAAAGCAUUAUAUAUAUGGAGCCGUACAGUAACGUCUUAUGCAU